ACCCGUGUGCUGGUUCCGAACUCGUGGCCACAACCGCUGCUGCUCUCCGCUCUGCUUCCCCGACGACGGAGACCGGCGGCGUCGAUCUUUGAAUCGCUGUUUUUUGGCUUCCCACACCUGCGCUUCUUCCUUUAGCUAGGGACGUGAUUUUAGCGGAGAACUCGAGCAGGCGAGUAAAGUUUAGAUUUUUUUAGGCGCACGCGCGAGGAGGGGGCCAAAGAGGGGGGAAAUGGAACCCAAGUGGCGGAGCGCUCAUUUUCUGACGGCGGUUGUGGUUUCUCUGGCGGCUUUCGUGGUGGUCUCCGCGGAGCGUCGACUGCGGUCGGAGGGGGCGGUGGCCGAGGCUGUUAAAACGGAAGAGGUCGGGUUGUCCGAUUACGUGCUCAGGGUGGUCGACUUCCUGUGGCAGCCCGAUGAGUCUUCCUACCAGCACGUCUGGCCGCCUAUGAAAUUUGGGUGGCAAAUCGUUGUCGGAACCAUCAUCGGGUUCUUGGGCUCAGCAUUUGGGAGCGUCGGAGGCAUCGGUGGUGGUGGAAUAUAUGUUCCCAUGCUCACUCUCAUCAUUGGAUUCGACGCCAAAUCUUCCACUGCCAUAUCAAAAUGUAUGAUCAUGGGUGCAGCCGGAUCAACAGUUUGGUACAACCUUAAGCUCAGGCAUCCCACUCUAGACAUGCCGAUCAUCGACUACGAUUUGGCUUUGCUUUUCCAACCAAUGCUCAUGCUGGGGAUUAGUAUUGGAGUCUCUUUCAAUGUCAUCUUUGCAGAUUGGAUGGUCACUGUCCUUCUAAUUAUCCUCUUCAUAGGCACGUCAACCAAGGCUUUUCUGAAGGGGGUCGAGACAUGGAAGACAGAGACAAUUGUGAAGAGGGAGGCAAAAAAGCGUAUAGAGUCCAAUGGGAGUGAAGAAACAGAAUACAAAGCUCUCCCUUCUGCUCCUGGGAAUUCAAAUACAGAAGAGGAGAAGGUGCUUCGAGGAGAGGCUCCACUGUUGGAAAAUGUUUGCUGGAAGGAGCUUGGUCUUCUUUGCUUCGUAUGGGUAGCUUUCCUCAUCCUGCAAAUUUUGAAGCAAAAUUAUACGUCAACAUGUUCUCUUUGGUAUUGGAUUCUGAACUUUCUUCAGGUUCCUGUAUCACUGGGAGUUGCAGGAUACGAGGCUAUUAGCUUAUACAAGGGAAAGAGAGUAAUAUCAUCAAAGGGGGAUGAAGAAAUAGGUUUUACAGUUUUGCAGCUCGUUUCCUACUGCUUGAUUGGUGUUCUUGCUGGAGUAGUUGGAGGCCUUCUUGGCCUCGGAGGAGGCUUCAUCUUGGGCCCUGUAUUCUUGGAACUUGGCAUUCCUCCCCAGGUCUCAAGCGCCACCGCAACUUUUGCAAUGACAUUUUCUUCUUCCAUGUCCGUCGUGGAGUACUACCUUUUGAAUCGGUUCCCAGUCCCGUAUGCAUUGUACUUGGUGGCGGUCGCACUGGUUGCGGCAAUCAUCGGCCAACACAUAGUGAGGAAGAUCAUUGAAAUACUGGGGAGAGCUUCUCUCAUUAUCUUCAUUCUCUCCUUCACAAUCUUCGUCAGCGCUGUUUCUCUCGGUGGGGUGGGCAUUUCCAACAUGAUUUACAAAAUUGAGCAUCACGAGUACAUGGGCUUUGAAGAUCUCUGCAAAUAUGAAGUGUAGAUGAGGAACGAAGACAUUAAGUUGGUAGCUCUGCCAUGAUUCAGUCCAUGCAAUUAUGAUGCCUAUUGUAAAACCUCUGUAUCUUUAAGGGAAUACUUAAAUGCAAACUAGUAGAGCAGGAUUUAUUA
Messenger RNA from Zingiber officinale, 1791 nucleotides. RefSeq names its product sulfite exporter TauE/SafE family protein 3-like. Gene Ontology annotation, biological process: protein ubiquitination. The coding region runs from base 230 to 1663 and encodes 477 amino acids. NCBI's taxonomy places the organism in Eukaryota, Viridiplantae, Streptophyta, Magnoliopsida, Zingiberales, Zingiberaceae. Gene Ontology annotation, cellular component: Cul4A-RING E3 ubiquitin ligase complex; membrane. The transcript is spliced from 12 exons. The record is from RefSeq and is a predicted model, not a curated record.